UCGCUCUUUGGUCGCGUCCCAGCCAUGGGGCGGGGUCUGGACGAUGGCCAAUACGCGGUCCCUUUGGUACCCAAAAAUGUCAAUUGCUGCCAGCCCAAAGAGACUAAACAAGAUCAGCAGCCAGCGAGCCCAUUGCCUGGCCCCCUGUCGCCUCCGUCGCCCACAAGGUGCGCGCUAGCAGUGCGGCCGGGGGCCUUCGGUCGCUUGGUGUCUAUGCCAUCUGUCCCAGUGACAUGGGCGGGGUAUCAACGACGGUUUUUGGCGCGUGCUUGUCGAAACUCAAUUGACCGGAAGCAUUUCAGGGCCCAACUCAAUUCUGGACCUGUGCAAAGUAAACAACAUGAAUCUAGGGAUGCGAUUAAAAAGGGCCCUCUUUGA
This is a messenger RNA of Rasamsonia emersonii CBS 393.64, 378 nucleotides long. RefSeq lists its product as uncharacterized. The record is from RefSeq and is a predicted model, not a curated record. The annotation marks the transcript as partial. The transcript has a single exon. NCBI's taxonomy places the organism in Eukaryota, Fungi, Ascomycota, Eurotiomycetes, Eurotiales, Trichocomaceae.